AUGCAUCUUAUUCUCACUGGGGCAACAGGGCUAGUCGGGUCUUCAGUGCUCGACGCCAUGCUCAAAAACGCAGCAGUGUCCAAGAUCUCAAUCCUGAGCCGAAGCCCCGUACGAAUGGCAGAAGAUGCAAAAGACCCACGUGUUCAUGUCAUCACCCACACAGACUUUGAAUCAUACAAGCCAGAGCUGCUCGAGCAACUGAAAGAUGCGGAUGGAUGUGUUUGGGCCCUAGGGACAAGCCAGAACAACGUCACCAAAGAGCAAUAUGUUAAGAUAACCAAGGAUUAUACCAUGGCAGCUGCCAAUGCGUUUUCCACAAUUCAGCCAUCAGACCAUCCCUUCCGAUUCAUCCAUGUGUCUGGUGAAGGAGCCACCCAGGCUCCAGGGCGAUUCUCACCGAUCUUUGCGAGAGUAAAGGGCGAGACUGAAACGCUUCUUGGAGCGCUAUCAGAGCUAAAGCCAAGCUUUCGGGUCGAUAGCGUGAGGCCUGCAUUCGUUGAUCCGGCAACGCACGAUGCCAUCAAACCAUAUAUUCCGUCUGCUGGAAUCGUGUCAAACAUCGGAAUAGCUUUGCUUGCCCCGGGUGUGCGGUGUUUCAUGAAGUCGAUGCAUUCUCCAACAGAGCACCUUGGGUCGUUCUUGACGGAAAUGGCGAUGGGACGCUAUGAAGAAAAAUUGCAGGGCCCGGGGGUGUUCAGACUCGGAGGGGGUUACAUCGUUGAGAACGCUGGUAUGCGGAGAAUCUUGGGGCUGUGA
Penicillium expansum is the source of this 756-nucleotide messenger RNA. RefSeq names its product putative nucleoside-diphosphate-sugar epimerases. The transcript is spliced from 2 exons. NCBI's taxonomy places the organism in Eukaryota, Fungi, Ascomycota, Eurotiomycetes, Eurotiales, Aspergillaceae. The record is from RefSeq and is a predicted model, not a curated record. The coding region runs from base 1 to 756 and encodes 251 amino acids.